AUGUCGGGCGGGGUGCUGGCGCUGGCGUGGCGGCGCUACCUCCAGGCGCUUGACCAGAAGCCGCUGAAGACAAAGGCCGUCACCGCCGCCGUGCUGAUCGCCGCCUCCGACCUGCUGGCGCAGCGGCUGACCAGCGCCGCGCCCACCAACUGGCGCCGCACUCUCAGCAUGGCGCUGUACGGCUUCCUGUGGGCGGGGCCCUCCAGCCACUUCUGGCAGCACAUCCUGGAGAACAUGUUUCCAGACAAGAGCGACGCGCUGCGCAGCGUGAAAAAGGUCCUGGUGGACCAGCUGGCGUACGGCCCCGUCCAAAACGCUCUGUUCAUGGCCUUCCUGGCCAGCGUGGUGGAGGGACGCAGCUGGGCCACCACACGCGCCAAGCUUGCCUCCGAUUGGCCCGGCGUGCAGAGGCGCAGCUGGCGGGUGUGGCCCGUGGCCUCCUUCAUCAGCCAGGAGUAUGUGCCGCUCAAGGCAAGCUGGCUGGCAGAAGAGCAGGGGCAGCCGGAGAGCUGGGCCGGGGCUGCUGGUGCGGCUGCGUCGUUUCUGCGCGUGCUGUGGCUGAACGUGGUGGCGCUGGGCUGGACCACCUUCAUGAUACUGCAAGGCAGAACAGCCAACGCGGCAGUGCUGCGGCUGAAGCUGGCGGCUCGCUGA
Messenger RNA from Chlorella variabilis, 654 nucleotides. RefSeq lists its product as hypothetical. The record is from RefSeq and is a predicted model, not a curated record. The transcript is spliced from 4 exons. Lineage: Eukaryota; Viridiplantae; Chlorophyta; Trebouxiophyceae; Chlorellales; Chlorellaceae. Gene Ontology annotation, cellular component: membrane; cytoplasm. The coding region runs from base 1 to 654 and encodes 217 amino acids.